ACAGCUUCAGAAAAACAAAAAACAAACAAAGGAAUCAGGAAGCAGCAAUGGUGAAUUGCCAUUUAUGCGUUUAACCCUGCUCUGUGAAGUGUGUCAUCAACUCUGCAUUAAGGUGGCGCACGGUAUACUAGUAGAUUCAGCGUCGAGCUAACCAUCGAAAAAGAGCAAUGCAAGCUGCAUCUUCAGGCAUCGGAUACGGUCUAAAAUAUCAGGCUAGAUGCAUAUCAGAUGUAAAGGCAGAUACAGAUCACACUAGCUUCCUUGCCGGCACUCUCAGCCUUAAGGAAGAAAAUGAGGUACAUCUGAUUCGGCUUUCGUCGAGUGGAACCGAACUGUUCUGCGAGGGGUUGUUUUCUCACCCGAACGAGAUCUGGGACCUUGCUUCGUGUCCUUUUGAUCAGAGGAUCUUUUCAACCGUCUAUUCUAACGGUGAAUCGUAUGGAGCAGCAAUAUGGCAGAUUCCCGAGUUAUAUGGCGAGUUAAAUUCUCCUCAGCUAGAAAGAAUUACCUCCCUUGACACUGAUGCUGGUAAGAUUAAAUGCAUUCUUUGGUGGCCAUCUGGAAGGCAUGAUAAAUUGAUCAGCAUCAACGAGGAAAACUUGUACUUGUGGAAUUUAGAUGUUUCCAAGAAAACUGCACAGGUACAAUCACAAGAUUCCGCUGGCAUGCUGCACAAGUUAUCUGGAGGGGCAUGGGAUCCGCAUGAUGUGAGUUCUGUUGCCGCAACUUGUGAAUCAUAUCUCCAAUUUUGGGAUGUCAGAACAAUGAAGAAGACUAUUUCAAUUGAGUGGUCACAUGUACGCGGUGUUGAUUACCAUCCCAAAAAGCAGCACAUACUUGUUACUGCAGAACAUGAAUCUGGGAUACACAUUUGGGAUCUAAGAAAGCCUAAAGUUCCUAUCCAAGAGUUUCCAGGACAUACUCAUUGGACAUGGACUGUCAAGUGUAACCCAGAAUAUGAUGGAAUGAUCUUGAGUGCUGGUACCGAUUCAACUGUCAACUUGUGGCUUGCCUCUACAAAUCAGGAUGAGUUAACUGAAAGACAAUCAGAUUCACCUGCUCGAUGGGUUGAUGCACUACUUCAUACGUAUAGUGAUUAUGAAGACAGCAUUUAUGGGCUCACCUGGAGUUCUCGUGAACCAUGGAUCUUUGCAUCGUUAUCGUAUGAUGGCAGGGUUGUUGUAGAAUCAGUUAAGCCUUUCAUUCCCAAAAAAUGAAGUUCAACACCAACUUCCGUGUUGCUAGCAUUUGCCACCUUCUUGGGUAGGUCAGUAAUUUGCUGCCUCUCGGGUCUUGAAAUAAACAGAUGACCGAAAAACCCAAAUGUUUAUUAUUACAUCAUGCUACCGCUGGGGGUUUUGACGUGGCAAAACAGGUUUGAUGUUACAUGUGCAUGACAUCUUUCACCAAGAAGCAUUGAUAGCUCAGAAAAUCAACAUUUUUUUUUGUUUAAUUUUUCUAUCUUUCAACGUUUAAUUGUUUUAGGUUGAAUUAUGUUGCUGGUUUAUUUUUUUAUUAGACACCCACCUUACGUAAUUCAUAUGGAGUCAUUGUAUAAUCUGCGGAACCACAAGUUCUUUCUGUAUCCCCCGAGUAUGUCCUCUAUUAUAUGUCUUCGUGGAAAAGUAAUUACAUCAUUCCUUAUUUUAUUAAUACAUUGAAAUUG
Molecule: messenger RNA, 1666 nt
Organism: Abrus precatorius (Indian licorice)
Lineage: Eukaryota; Viridiplantae; Streptophyta; Magnoliopsida; Fabales; Fabaceae
Product: WD repeat-containing protein DWA2
Exons: 13
Coding region: 168-1217 (349 amino acids)
Biological process (GO): protein ubiquitination
Molecular function (GO): protein binding
Source: RefSeq, a predicted model, not a curated record